CCUCUAGCUCUUGGAAAAUAUCUUGCGUGUCCGGAAAAUAAGGUGACCAUCAUAUUGGUCAUUCACAAUGUCGGUUGCAUUGGACGGGGCACACUUGGAGGACAAGGAUGGUCUAAUCCAACCUGACAAACUUGCAAGCACACAUAACGACAAUCCUCAAAUUUCGACACCCCCGCCGUCAAAUAACUCGGACGAAUUAUCGCCUACAAACGAGAACGCCCUCGUACAGACGCAAAAGAAGAAGAAAAAGAAGAAGAGCAAGAAGCCUAAAGCAAAGGAGUCUCCUUCAGGUGCUCCUACUGCAGAUGUCGAACGUGACCGUGCUUCGGUGCUAUGCAUCAGCAGAAACAAACAUUGGAGGUACAUCAGCUCCUACCAUGGUCCAUGGCUCCAGCUCCCCCUAGAACUUUUGGAGUCCCUGCUUGUCCUCAACCUGGAUCCAGCUACCCUUUCUGUACCGGAAACAAGGUUGCCAGCUCUCCCCCCGCCCCCGCCUUCGUCGACUCACCAUUCUCACUCUUACUCUCACACUAUCCAAAACUCUCGCAUGCGCGACCGUGAUCGUGGAUUUCAUUCUCUAGCAGAUCAUACACCGCCCGACUCCCCGCGUAGCACCUUCACACCCCUUCCUGCCACCUACACUUCUACCGUAUCAGCACCGGCACCAUUCCCCUUGCCUUCCCCAGGAAAGGCAACUCCUCCUCCCAUCGAUCCGGGUGUCUUUCGCAGUGUCACCGCUAUCCGGAGACUCAUCGACGAAGCAGCGGAGCUUUCCGUUCGUGCAACCUCUGGGCUCUCUGCUGCUGCUCUCGGUUCUAUGCGUGCUGGCGGUGGAGGUGGUGGCGCAUGGGCUGCUGCACAGGCUUUGGGGCUCGAUGGAUCGGGGCAAAAUGCUGGAGGUCGUAACGUUGCCAUGAGUGCUAUGCGGGUACAUCGAUUACGGGCGCUUGCCGUGCAGAAGCUUGCACUGGCUUAUAAAGCGGAUGAAAUUGCGAGCAGCGUCAUGGUAAUGCAAGGUGGCAGCGUAUUUGACGAUAUCGCGGAGCGAGUGCUCAAACAUGACCCUGGUGAUUUGGAUGCCCGUUAUGUGCAUUUCUUUCAUGAAAAGAUACCUUCCAGACAACUGGCCGAAUCGACUACCACACAGCUGUUAGAUGAACUCAUCGCAGCGCAACCGCAGCGUUUGGAAUUGUACCGAACUCGCGGGAUAGUCCAUUGUUUCCGCGACGAAUAUACGCAAGCUACGAAGGAUUUCACUUAUGCACUCAAAGAAUCUCGUGCUGCACGCAAAGCCAGGCUUGCUCAUAGGAAUGUCACUUCUUCAAGCGAGUCUCGGGGCAAGAGCCACAAGAAGAAAAAAGGUCAUAAUAAAUCAAAUGGACAGGCUCCACCCAGCGGCACUAGUGCUUCAGCUGAAGCAACCACUAUAGAAGGCCCUGACGGAGAACCACUUCUUUUGCAUCCCUCUGUUUUACCUGAUGCACCUGAUCCUAUCGAACCACAGCUCCUCUUCCUCCGUGGCUCCGCUUUCCUACAGCAUGCUGUCUUCCUUAUCGAAUCCACAAUACUUCAACUAGAGGGGAUUGGUAAAACGCCAGCGGCCCUCGAUGGGGCUGAGCUACGCUUAUGCUACGUUGAAAAUGGGCGCUAUGGAGGUGUCGAAAUCGGUAACCCCGACGGGCCUCUUGGGCGUAGUGAUGGAGCAAAGGCUCGCGCGUACAGACACGUUCUUGCGGAAGAAACUUUCCGAGAGCAGAUUUAUGCACUCGUGCGAAAGAGCAUGCGGGACCAUGAACGAUUCCUUGCCCACUUUGAUACACUGGAAGGACCUCCCCCCGCAGCCAACGGCGAUGGCCCUCCUGCAGACUUGGCACAAAGAGUUGAGAUGGCAUUCCUGUUAACGGAGUCCGUACGCCCAGGCACCCACUCUGCAGCGGCUGGGCUAGCAUCCGUAGAUUCGGUUGUACCAGCUAUGUUCACGACGUACCACCCUCUGCUUGUAGAGUCACAUUUUAGCAUCUUGAUCUGCCAGCUUAUGCUCAUGAAUCUGCCCACACUGCUUCCUAAUUUCGCACGCACGGCUGCGCUCGUCGAUGGUCUGGAGGGCUAUCCUGUCUUCCUCCCCCCACGAUCCAUGGCCCAAGCUGAGUUCAUUGAAAUGCUCGAGCGUCUUGCUAGUGGAUGGAAAGUUGGCGUACAGCCUCAUUCGCUCCUUGCUCAGGCGACCGGCAGGCUGGCUAUCGAGGCUCCGCCAUCUUCGCCACCCACGCCCUCGAUCGAUGCCAUGUCCUCAUCUUCAGGUGAUAGCGAUUCCACACGUCCUAGUGCUUCUACAUCUACUUGCCACGACUCUAGUCCUUCCUCGCAACAAUCACCGGGCUGCGAUACGCCCACAAACAGAAGUCGCAUGGAUCUCGUUGAGAAUCUGGACUGUAUGCGCAUGUUACUGGUACCUGUUGCAGCGAGGCAAAAAGAGAGAGCUGAUAAGGCAGCGGCUGAGCGAGCAGCGGGGACGAACAAGAAGAAACCGCUAAACAUCAAUAUACCCCUUCACGGCCCACGGGUAGAAAUCGUGCUGGCUUGGCUCGCUGCAGUGCACUUGGUUGAAUUAGAAAGCGUUGCAUGAACGUGAGCGAAAAGUGACAUUGGUCACUGCUACGUUGUUUUGGUUGUCUUUCCCUUUAAUUGUAUAUUUAUGUGCGUCUAGCAUG
Molecule: messenger RNA, 2711 nt
Organism: Serpula lacrymans var. lacrymans S7.9
Lineage: Eukaryota; Fungi; Basidiomycota; Agaricomycetes; Boletales; Serpulaceae
Exons: 4
Coding region: 68-2626 (852 amino acids)
Source: RefSeq, a predicted model, not a curated record